Molecule: messenger RNA, 1602 nt
Organism: Helianthus annuus (common sunflower)
Lineage: Eukaryota; Viridiplantae; Streptophyta; Magnoliopsida; Asterales; Asteraceae
Product: NAC domain-containing protein 73
Exons: 3
Coding region: 640-1509 (289 amino acids)
Biological process (GO): regulation of DNA-templated transcription
Cellular component (GO): nucleus
Molecular function (GO): DNA-binding transcription factor activity; transcription cis-regulatory region binding
Source: RefSeq, a predicted model, not a curated record
AGUUGCCCUAGGGUUAAGCAAAGGUUUAGGGUAUUUUGGUAAUUUUACUCUUUGUAGUUGCAAAGAAACCCUCCACUUUUUUAAGAUUUUGUACUUUAUCUGUGUAUCCACCUAAACAUAACCCAACUUGGCUUCCAAGCAAUUCUAAUUCUUUACGUCUACAAAAUACCAACUUCAUUCAUCCAUACCAAAUAAAUAAUCAACAAAACAAGGCCCAUAAAGUCUCCACCUUUUUCUCUCUAUAUAUCCUACUUAGAGUCUUUGAGGUGUUUCUUGAUGCAAAAUUAGGGUUUCGCAGAAGAUAAAGUUAGUAAAGAAGGAUUCUAUUCUUUUCCCACAUCAAGAAACAUCUGAUUUAACGUUCGAGUCUCGCCCUUUUAGACGAUUCAAGGUAUAAAAGAAGUUGAAGAAGAACAAACCCACAAGAAGCUAGAGUUGGUUCACAAAUAUUCUUCUUUAAAAGAGAGAAUUUUCUUUUACUGGCUCUUUAAUUCUUGUGUACUCCAACUAUUUAGUUAUCUUUCUUUGUUCAGAAUAUUAUAUAUAUUAAUCGGGCAUUCUUUACUAUUUGCUUUACUUCGAGGGUACACAAAUUACCCGGUUUGGAAUGAGCAUGAAAAACAGCUAAAAACAACAGAAAUGACACAGCUUGGUGCUAGUGAUGAAAGCAGUAACCUUUCAACUUCUUCAAGAAAUCUUAAAAAUGUUGUCACAAAUUGCCCUUCUUGUGGUCAUGCCAUACAACUUCAGGCCAAGGAGUUGAUUCAUGAUUUGCCGGGAUUACCAGCCGGAGUGAAAUUCGACCCGACUGAUCAAGAAAUUAUUGAGCAUUUGAAGGCUAAGGUUGGAUGUGAUACAAAUGAGUUGCAUCCCCUUAUUGAUGAAUUCAUUCCUACAAUUGAAGGUGAAACUGGGAUUUGUUAUACUCAUCCUGAAAAAUUACCAGGAGUUAGCAAUGGCGGACAAAUUCGUCAUUUCUUUCACCGUCCUUCAAAGGCUUACACCACAGGCACACGCAAACGACGAAAGGUGCACAUGGAUGCCGAAAGGGGAGAAACAAGGUGGCACAAAACAGGCAAGACUAGACCAGUCUUGAUGUCAGGCUCAGUCCAAGGGUACAAAAAGAUACUUGUGCUUUACACAAACUAUGGUCGCCAAAAGAAACCAGAGAAAACGAAUUGGGUGAUGCACCAAUAUCACCUUGGUAACAAUGAGGAGGAGAAAGAUGGAGAGAUAGUUCUCUCAAAAGUUUUCUAUCAAACACAACCAAGAAAUUGCGCCUCGGGUCUUAAAGAAUCAUCAUCACUUGAUGAGAAAGCCGAGAGAAACACUAAAACUAAGAACACGAGCUUCAUUCAAACUUAUAAUGUCGAUUGCCCUUUUAUGUCAUAUGACAUUGAUCGAAGACCGAUGAAUAGGGGAGUCUCAUCUCAUGUUAUUCCAAGUUUUGUUCGACAAGAUGAUACGUCACCAUUUGUUCAUCUGCCAAGUGGAUCAAGCAAAGAAUAAGGAAUAACUUUUAUGUAGCAAGAUGUUGAUCAUUCUCGUGUAGUAAUCGAGUUAACUAAGAGUUUAUCAGUCUCAUAAGGGCCCGUUUGUAUU